UCCCAAGUCCCCCCUUCAAAUAUAUGAGUUCUUCUCUGAUAACUAUUAUACUUACAUAAACAGAUGAGUUCAUUUAAUUAUGCUCUUAUAUAUACCUAUGUGUGCUCUUGUAUGUUUAGUGCAGUUAGUUCAGGAUUAGAUAACUUAUGAGGAGGCUUACCUCUGGAGAAAAUUCAUCUCUCUGCAACCUCUCUGUAGCUCCUGGUCUAGGGUGCCAUAUCAGUAGGAGCUGUCAUGAUGCAGGUCCUAUUUGGGGAACUUUGUUGAGAUUUCAUUGGCUAUAUCAUCCCUGCCAUGUCUCGAAGACACUAUCUAGCAGCAUGUGUCCUGUCCCUGUCCUUCCGGUUCUUAUAGUCUUUCCAAUCCUCUAUCAAAACGUUCCCUGAGCCUUAGGUAUAGGGGUUAUCUUAUGCAUCUAAAAUUUGGGAUCCCACAAUUUGUCUUCUGACCUCUACAUGCAAACUGAAGCACACCAAUGGUCACUCCAAAGAGAAUACUUGUGAAGAUUUGUAUUUGAUCUUCAAUUGGAUAGAUUAUUUUAUGUUGCUUUAGAUCCCCUACUGUCUGGAAAUACAACAAUUCUGUUACUCAUAUCUCUCCAGGCCUUUUUCUGUUUUAAUUUCCUUCAAGAGAAGACAGUUCAGCAGCUGCCCAACCAUCCUGUUCAGUAGGUCUAGUCACAUUUACUAAGUCCAUGCACUUUUAGCCACAUCAAGCAAGAAUGCUGCAUAAGUAGUAAGCAGGAUCAUGAGCUGACAGUCACUUUCUGUCCCCUUUAGUGUCACCUGAAGAGACAGAAGUGAAGGUGGAGAAGGUGGAGAGUAGAAGUUUUAAUUGUUUUACUUCAAUCUUUAAAAGAUUUUAUAAGAAGUCUGUCAUUCCUGAAGUUAUGGAAGAACCUCCAGCUGCUCCAGCUGCUCCAGCUGCUCCAGCUGCUCCAGCUGAUGUUGUGCAUACAUCUGAAGAAAUACUACAAACCCAAAGGAAAGAGAUAAAUGUACUGUACCAAGCCCCACCUCAAUCUUCAGAUGAAGAUAUGCUUGAAGAGGAGGAGGAGGAGGAGGUGGAGGAGACGGUGGAGGAGGCGGCGGAGGAGGAGGUGGAGGCAGAGGAAGAAGAGUUGGAGGAGGUGGUAGAGUUGGAGGCAGCAGGGGAAGAGGCAGAGAAGGAGGAAGAAGAGGAGGAGGAAGAGGAGACGGCAGCGGCGGAGGAGGAGGCAGAGGAAGAAGAGUUGGAGGAGGUGGUAGAGUUUGAGGCACCAGGGGAAGAGGCAGAGAAGGAGGAAGAAGAGGAGGAGGAGGAGGAGACGGUGGAGGAGGUGGCGGCGGUGGUGGAGGAGGAGGCAGAGGCAGAGGAAGAAGAGUUGGAGGAGGUGGUAGAGUUGGAGGCAGCAGGGGAAGAGGCAGAGAAAGAGGAAGAAGAAGAGGAGGAGGAGGAGGAGUGGGUGAAAAGCUACUACCGAUAAAAAUAUAAUGCCUAUAAUCAUGUAUAAAUGUUUUUUGUUUUUAUUUCUAUGUCUCUGAGUAUGCCCACUGGAGUCACCCCUCCAGGGUGUGAAAUUCCCUGGAGCUGUUGUGAUAGACAGUUGUGACCCAUCCAUCCUAUGUAGCUACUUAGAACUGAGCUCCAGCUCUCUGUAAGAGUAGCAAGCACACUUAGCUACUGAGCCAUCUUUCUAGUACUCAAAUCUCUAUCUUGAAGGCACAUUUGAUAUUUUGAUAGUAUCCAUCCACAGAUACAGAUAGGUUUAA
Messenger RNA from Peromyscus eremicus (cactus mouse), 1751 nucleotides. RefSeq names its product cilia- and flagella-associated protein 251-like. NCBI's taxonomy places the organism in Eukaryota, Metazoa, Chordata, Mammalia, Rodentia, Cricetidae. The record is from RefSeq and is a predicted model, not a curated record. Bases 890 to 1465 code for a protein of 191 amino acids. The transcript is spliced from 4 exons.